CAAAACUACACACUUGUCUCUUUCGUUUCAUGUGCAUAAUUCAAUCAGCAGCUGAACAAACGCAUCACCAGCUCCCCUGCCUAAAACGAAGAACACAACAACAGAGAGAAUGGAAAAACCAGCCCAAAACACUGACGCCCAAAAUGGGCAAGUUCAAGAAGCAACCAAGGCUUCCAGCGACGGUUCUGUUUGUGGGUACGAUUCACUUCACCACCUCCUCAGCGAAAAUCUCAAGCCCCAUAUUUUUCAGGAAGUCAACCGUAUUCUUUUGGGUCUGAAUCGCGGUAAGGCACCUGAAACAAUCUCUCUCCCAGAAUCUGCUAAAGCACUCUCUUCAGGACGUAAUUUUGACCUCCAGGCCUUCUGCUUUCUUGCUGACAAAGAGUUGUUGAGAGAACCUCGAAUAGUUAGGGUCGGUCUCAUUCAAAACUCUAUAGCUCUUCCAACUACUGCUCACUUUUUGGACCAGAAGAGGGCUAUUUUUGAGAAAUUAAGGCCAAUAAUUGAUGCUGCAGGUGCUGCAGGUGUCAAUGUAUUAUGCUUGCAGGAAGCAUGGACAAUGCCAUUUGCCUUUUGUACACGGGAGAAGAGGUGGUGUGAAUUUGCAGAGCCUGUAGACGGGGAAUCAACUCGAUUCCUCCAGGAUUUUGCACGCAUGUACAACAUGGUCAUUAUAAGUCCAAUUCUUGAGAGGGAUGUCAACCAUGGAGAGACUCUCUGGAACACUGCUGUCAUAAUUGGAAAUAAUGGGAACAUAAUUGGCAAGCAUCGAAAGAACCAUAUACCAAGAGUUGGCGACUUCAAUGAGAGUACGUAUUAUAUGGAAGGAAAUACUGGCCAUCCAGUCUUUGAGACAGCUUAUGGAAAAAUUGCUGUUAACAUAUGCUAUGGAAGGCACCAUCCUUUAAAUUGGUUAGCAUUUGGCUUGAAUGGUGCAGAGAUUGUUUUCAACCCUUCCGCCACUGUUGGUGAACUCAGUGAACCGAUGUGGCCCAUUGAGGCCCGUAAUGCUGCAAUUGCAAACAGUUACUUUGUUGGGUCAAUCAACCGUGUAGGGACUGAGGUUUUUCCAAAUCCAUUUACUUCCGGUGAUGGAAAGCCGGAACAUGCAGAUUUCGGGCAUUUCUACGGAUCCAGCCAUUUUUCAGCCCCAGAUGCCUCGUGCACUCCUUCUCUAUCACGCCAUAGGGAUGGGUUGUUGAUCUCAGACGUGGACCUCAACCUGUGUAGGCAGAUAAAAGACAAGUGGGGAUUCCGAAUGACUGCUCGUUAUGAGCUGUAUGCUGACUUGCUUGCUCAGUAUUUGAAGCCGGAUUUUGAGCCCCAAGUCAUUUCUGAUCCCUUGUUACACAAGAAGUCUCCCUAAGUUCGUUAGUUUCUAGUUGGUCUGCAGUCUGAACAUGUAGUUAAAAAAGUAAAUUUGUGUGCAUCAAUUUCUCGGCCGUUGAAAAAUGAGCAUUGGCUAUCUGUAGAUAUUUACUUAUUAUUCAGUAAAUAUCGUAAGAAAAAAAGAAAAAAACAAAAGGAAAACCAACAUUCCCACGAAGUAUUUUGUAGUAUCUGUAGUUAUUUCUCAUAAAGUGACCAUUUCGCCUGCGA
Molecule: messenger RNA, 1599 nt
Organism: Prunus dulcis (almond)
Lineage: Eukaryota; Viridiplantae; Streptophyta; Magnoliopsida; Rosales; Rosaceae
Product: beta-ureidopropionase
Exons: 6
Coding region: 110-1366 (418 amino acids)
Molecular function (GO): beta-ureidopropionase activity
Source: RefSeq, a predicted model, not a curated record